AUGGUUAACGUUGUUUUAGGUUCCCAAUGGGGUGACGAAGGUAAAGGUAAGUUAGUUGAUCUUUUAGUCGGUAAAUACGAUAUUGUAGCUCGUUGUGCCGGUGGUAAUAAUGCGGGUCAUACUAUUGUGGUUGGCGGAGUUAAAUAUGAUUUCCAUAUGCUACCUUCAGGUUUAGUUAACCCAAAUUGUCAAAAUUUAUUAGGUAAUGGUGUUGUUAUUCAUUUACCAUCAUUUUUUAAAGAAUUAGAAACUUUGGAAGCUAAAGGUUUACAAAACUGUCGUGAAAGAUUAUUUGUAUCUUCAAGAGCUCAUUUAGUUUUCGAUUUUCAUCAAAUUACUGAUAAAUUAAGAGAACAUGAAUUAGCUGGUAGAUCAAAGGAUGGUAAGAAUAUUGGUACUACAGGUAAAGGUAUUGGUCCAACUUAUGCCACUAAAGCUUCUAGAUCAGGUUUAAGAGUUCACCAUUUAGUUAAUGAUUUACCAGGUGCUUGGGAAGAAUUCGAAACUAAAUUUAGAAGAUUAGUAGAAACAAGACAAUUAAGAUAUGGUGGAUUUGAUUUUGAUGUCGAAGCUCAUUUGGCUAAAUAUAAAAUCUUAAAAGAACAAUUAAAACCAUUUGUUGUCGAUUCUGUCCUAUUUAUGCAUAAUGCUAUUCAACAAAACAAAAAAAUUUUAGUUGAAGGUGCUAAUGCUUUGAUGUUAGAUAUUGAUUUCGGUACUUAUCCAUUCGUUACAUCAUCUGCUACAGGUAUUGGUGGUGUCAUUACUGGUCUUGGUAUUCCACCACGUUCUUUAGAUGAAGUCUUUGGUGUUGUUAAAGCUUAUACCACCAGAGUUGGUGAAGGUCCAUUCCCAACUGAACAAUUAAAUCCAGACGGUGAAAAAUUACAAACUAUUGGUGCCGAAUUCGGUGUCACUACAGGUCGUAAACGUCGUUGUGGUUGGUUAGAUUUAGUUGUUUUGAAAUAUUCUACUAUGAUUAAUGGUUAUACAAGUUUGAAUAUUACUAAAUUGGAUGUUCUUGAUACUUUCAAAGAUAUCCCAGUUGGUGUCUCUUACUCUAUCAAGGGUGAAAAACUAGAAUCAUUCCCAGAAGAUUUAAUUAAACUAGGUAGUGUUGACGUUGAAUACGUUACUUUACCUGGUUGGAAUGAAGAUAUCACUAAUGUGAAAACUUAUGAUACUUUACCAGAAAACGCUAAGAAAUAUUUGAAAUUUAUUGAAGAUUUUGUUGGUGUUCCAGUCGAAUGGGUUGGUACUGGUCCAGGUAGAGAAAGUAUGUUGCACAAGGAUAUUUAG
This is a messenger RNA of Maudiozyma saulgeensis, 1299 nucleotides long. The record is from the annotation of a GenBank genome assembly. NCBI's taxonomy places the organism in Eukaryota, Fungi, Ascomycota, Saccharomycetes, Saccharomycetales, Saccharomycetaceae.